Molecule: messenger RNA, 3585 nt
Organism: Prunus armeniaca (apricot)
Lineage: Eukaryota; Viridiplantae; Streptophyta; Magnoliopsida; Rosales; Rosaceae
Source: the annotation of a GenBank genome assembly
AUGGCGGCACCAUUUCCUGGCGGUGGAGGAGGAGGCGUGGCGGUAAUGGCUGGGCCUCUGACGCCGCUCGAUCCCUCGCCUUCCAAGACUUGCUUGAAGAAUUCGGCGCUCAAGUCUCCAAUUCUCAUCUUCUUGCUGUUUCACAAAGCUAUUCGCUCCGAGCUCGAUGGCCUCCACCGAGCCGCCAUGGCCUUCGCCACUAGCCAAGCCCCUUCCGCCGACAUCGAGCCCUUGUUAGAGCGCUACCACUUCCUUCGCGCUAUUUAUAAGCACCACUGCAAUGCCGAGGACGAGGUCAUAUUUCCAGCUCUAGAUAUACGCGUGAAGAAUGUAGCUCGAACUUAUUCUCUUGAACACGAGGGAGAGAGUGUUCUUUUUGAUCAAUUGUUUGAGCUUCUAAAUUCCAAUAUGCAAAAUGAGGAGAGCUACCGGAGAGAGUUGGCUUCUUGCACUGGAGCCCUUCAAACAUCAAUUAGCCAGCAUAUGUCCAAGGAAGAGGAACAGGUCUUCCCGUUGCUUAUUGAGAAGUUUACAUUUGAAGAGCAAGCUUCCUUGGUGUGGCAGUUUCUGUGCAGUAUUCCUGUUAACAUGAUGGCAGAAUUUCUUCCGUGGCUCUCUUCUUCCAUAUCAUCUGAUGAACAUCAGGAUAUGCGCAAGUACUUGAGCAAGGUGAUACCAGAAGAGAAGCUUCUGCAGCAGGUUGUAUUUGCCUGGAUGGAAGGGGCAAAAGUUUCUGAGUCCAAAAAUAAUUCCAACGGCCAAUUUCAAGAUUCUGCAAAGAAGGGGCAGUGUGCGUGUCAAUCUUCCAAGACUAGUAAAAGGAAGCGCGUGGAGAUAAAAUCUGAUAAUUCCAGUACUAUUAUUUCAAAUCCUAUAGAUGAAAUACUUCUUUGGCACAAUGCUAUAAAAAGAGAGUUAAAUGACAUAGUUGAGGCAUCUAGGAGGAUACAACUUUCUGGGGAUUUUUCUGACUUGUCUGCAUUCAACAAGAGGUUGCAAUUCAUUGCAGAAGUUUGUAUUUUCCAUAGCAUUGCUGAGGACAAAGUUAUAUUCCCUGCUCUAGAUGCAGAACUCACUUUUGCUCAGGAGCAUGCAGAAGAAGAAAUUCAAUUUGACAAGCUUAGGCACCUCAUGGAAAGCAUCCAGAGGGCAGGAGCUAACUCAUCUACUUCUGAAUUUUAUAUGAAGUUGUGUUCUCAUGCUGAUCAGAUAAUAGAUAGCAUACUGAAGCAUUUCCAGAAUGAGGAACUUCAGGUUCUUCCACUUGCUCGUAAGCAUUUUAGCCCCAAAAUACAGCGAAAACUUCUGUAUCAAAGCUUAUGUCUGAUGCCCUUGAAGUUGAUUGAGUGUGUCCUGCCAUGGCUCGUAGGAUCACUUAGUGAAGAGCAAGCAAGUUCCUUUCUUCAAAAUAUUCGUAUAGCAGCUCCAGCAUCAGAUUCAGCACUGGUUACUCUUUUUUCUGGAUGGGCAUGCAAAGGUCGUUCUGCAAACAUAUGUUUGUCUUCACACAUUCAAACAGAUGGAGCAGAUGAUAAUCAAAGGCCAGUGAAGAGUGUAAGCUUGAUAUCAGAAGCUGCUGCUUGCCAGGCUAUGGAAAGCGUAAAUACCCUUCAAAGUUCUUGUGGUAACCAGACAUGCUGUGUCCCAGGGUUAGGAGUAAAUGACAGUAAUUUAGGAGUGGGUUCUCUUACUGCAGCAAAAUCUCUGCGCGCCUUAUCUUUUAAUCCUUCUGCCCCUUCGCUCAACUCCAGUCUUUUUAACUGGGAAAUAGAUGUCAGCUUUACUGACACCAAUAGUGCACCACGACCCAUUGAUAACAUAUUUAAGUUCCAUAAAGCUAUACGUAAAGACUUGGAGUAUUUGGAUGUUGAAUCUGGAAAGCUUAAUGAUUGUAAUGAGACUUUUAUUAGGCAUUUUACUGGUAGAUUUCGGUUGUUGUGGGGUCUAUACAGAGCUCAUAGUAAUGCAGAGGAUGAUAUUGUAUUUCCAGCAUUAGAAUCAAAAGAGACUCUUCAUAACGUCAGCCAUGCUUACACUCUGGAUCACAAGCAGGAAGAGAAACUGUUUGAGGAUAUUUCUUCUGUUCUUUCUGAGCUUUCACAACUUAGUGAAUUCAAAAGCACUGGAAAUUUUUCUGAUGAUUCAACUCGAAGCGGCUUUAACUCUUUCGAGCAUAAUGAUACUCUGAGGAAGUACAAUGAGCUAGCCACAAAGCUUCAGGGCAUGUGCAAAUCCAUUAGAGUGACACUGGAUCAACAUGUUUUCCGUGAAGAACUUGAACUGUGGCCAUUGUUUGAUAAGCAUUUUUCUGUGGAAGAACAAGAUAAAAUUGUGGGUAGAAUAAUUGGUACUACAGGUGCAGAGGUUCUUCAAUCAAUGUUGCCGUGGGUAACUGAUGUUCUUACUCAGGAAGAGCAAAAUAAAUUAAUGGACACAUGGAAGCAGGCAACCAAAAAUACGAUGUUCAGUGAGUGGCUUAAUGAAUGGUGGGAUGGAACUCCUGCUGCAUCUUCACAUACAGAAACACUGGAAAAUUGCAGUUCUCUAGUUUCAGGUGCCGAUGCCUAUGAAAGCUUGGGGCACAGUGAUGACACAUUUAAACCUGGAUGGAAAGAUAUAUUUAGGAUGAAUCAGAAUGAGCUUGAAUCAGAAAUAAGAAAAGUUUCUCGGGAUUCAACUCUUGAUCCUAGAAGAAAAGCAUAUCUUAUUCAAAAUCUAAUGACCAGUCGCUGGAUAGCUUCUCAGCAGAAGUCACCUCAAGCAUCUGCAGUCGAAGGUUCAAAUGGUGAAGAUUUGCUUGGAUGUUCACCGUCAUUUUGUGAUUCAGAGAAACAAGUGUUUGGAUGUGAGCAUUACAAAAGAAAUUGCAAGGUCCGUGCCGUGUGCUGUGGCAAGUUAUUUACAUGUAGGUUCUGCCAUGAUAACGUGAGCGACCAUUCAAUGGAUCGGAAGGCUACAUCUGAGAUGAUGUGCAUGCGCUGCUUGAAAAUACAGCCCGUGGGACCAGUCUGCACAACACCUUCGUGUGGUGGCUUCUCGAUGGCAAAUUACUAUUGUAGUAUUUGCAAGUUUUUUGAUGAUGAAAGGACAGUUUAUCAUUGUCCUUCCUGCAAUUUAUGUCGUGUUGGGAAGGGACUUGGUAUCGACUUCUUUCAUUGCAUGGCGUGCAAUUGUUGCCUGGGGAUGAAGUUACUGGAUCACAAAUGUAGGGAGAGGGGUCUAGAAAUAAACUGCCCCAUCUGCUGUGACUUUUUGUUCACAUCAAGUGCAACUGUGAGAGCUCUUCCUUGUGGCCAUUACAUGCAUUCAGCUUGCUUCCAGGCAUACACUUGCAGUCACUACGUCUGCCCAAUCUGUAGCAAAUCUUUGGGAGAUAUGGCGGUUUACUUUGGCAUGCUUGAUGCACUACUGGCCUCAGAGGAACUACCAGAAGAAUACAGGGAUCGGUGUCAGGACAUACUGUGCAACGACUGUGAUAAGAAGGGAACGGCACCCUUCCACUGGCUGUACCAUAAGUGCGGGUCUUGUGGAUCCUAUAACACUAAGGUCAUCAGAGUUGAUUCCAACACCCACUGCUUAACAUAA